AUGCUUCCACGGUGGCUAAAGAGGCUGCAAAUCAAAUGGAGGAACAAAGUCGCAGGUCGACCAACAUCAAAACUUGGAGCGACAGCCGGCUCCAAAUGUCAGGUACAGCAACCCAUGGCGCCUGCCGGCUGCUGUGUGGCAGUUCCGAGCACACCACGGUCGACGACGACGCGUCUUUCCACUGACGACUACUCUGUUUCCGAAGCGUCCAGCCAGUUUAAACCUCAGCUCCUGGAAGACUGGGUCAUAGACUUGAGUGCUGAGCCUUUGCGUCUUUCGGGAGCAGCCGAGCAUCCCUGCGGUGGCCUGUUCGAGAAGGGCCUCCAUCGGUCGCUCGCUGUGGACGCGCUCUGGCAGCAAGCUGUCGAGUCUGACCGAACGCCAGCCCGAACAUGCGCCCAGUACGAUGCAGUGCGUUACCUGCCGGUAGAUGGCACCACAGACGUGUUGCUUCCGCAGACACAUGCACGGGACUGGGCAUACGCCCCGCCCGCCGACGCCAAGCAGCCUCGGUCGGCGUUACUGGCUCGGCGUCGAUGGACAGAGGGUAACCUCAUUGUCGGCAGGAGGCUGCAGCCCCUGGUUGGUGUCCAGGGUUCUGGUUCCGACGGGCGCUAUGUGUUUCUGGCACCCGCCGUGUCCACAGAAAUGCAGCAGCAGCAGCAGCAGCAGCAGCGUCCGUCACCUGCUGAUGGCAAUGCCGCUGCUCAUCACUUGGUCGGCUCAGAGCGGAUCCCGACCGAGAUCCUGUCCGAGGACCCAUUAGAUCUGGUAGAGAUGCUGGCGCUCGCGCUAGACCGGCAACAAGUGGAAGCGAACUGUGGCCAGCAAGCUGAGCGAAGCGUACAUGAAACCGGAUACGAGACGUCGGACACCAGGCAUCAGCACAGGCAGGCAUCGCUCCACGCGAGCGAAGCAUCGCCGCAUUCUUCGGAUGGUACGCUGCACGAUGCUGAGGCUGGUGCCGCUGCUUGUGCCCCAGUCGGCGAUGCUUUCCGCAUGGAUAACAUAUCUACAGCGUUUGUCGCUGAUAACGAGCAGGAGCUGCCCGUUGAAUCCAGCGAACUCACACGUGCACCGCUAUCACGCCGAGCGCUUGUUCGCACCGUCCGAAGCGUUGCCGAGUAUAUCCACGCCGUGCUGCUCCGUUGGACUAGCGAUGAUCACGCAGACGGUGGCGGUGGUCUCAGCGCUGCACCCCGCGAGCUCGAUGAACUCACCACGGCAGGUAUCGUGGAACUGCUCGAGAUCCUGCUCUGGAACGAGGGCGUCAUCAUCCUGAACGAUACAGACGGUCUCACUGCAGCGGUUUACGGAGCCUCCGCGUUGGCAGACUUGGCACUCUGUGCACCGUACGAAACGCUCGUAGGAAGCGCCUCCGUCCUCGAAUGCCUCCGCCAGACGAUUGCCGCUCAGGAACGGUACCGCUUUGGUCGGCCGCCUUCGCCAUUAUCGCAGCUGCUGCUACGUGAAGCUUGGCGAUGCCUUCGAAAUAUCACUGGAAAUACACGAGUCGCUAAUCGACUUGUCUUUUUAGCGCAAGAUGCAGAAAGAAACAAGGAACCGUCGCUCAUCGAACUCGCGCUGCUCCUGAGUGACAAUGCGGCGAUACCGGCUGCGAUCGCCGUCGAGGCCUGGGCCUGUAUACGCAACUGGUGCGCUGCUGCCGUGGAGCCCGUGGAUCCCUCUCAACCGAGCAGUUCAUCGACGACGACGACGACGACGACGACGACGACGAAUGUCCCUCGUCGCCAGCCGAUGACAUCGAACCCGUGGGCCUGUUUCAUGCUCUUGGAGAAAAGCGAACACGGUGCGACCUUGUGGCGUCUGGCCACCCGACACGCUGCCCUUCUCGAGACAAGUACCAGCGACGAUGCAUGCUUCCAGCAUCGUCAAGCACUGGAGCAGCUCUGGGCACUGAUUUCGGUGAUGCUCACCACGCUCAAUGAGCAUCAAUGGAAAUAUCUCGACGGCAUCGGACUCCUCGAGGCCGUGGAGCAUGUCCUGCAAAUGCCUUGGCAGUUUGAGCGGGAUCCGUUCUCCAUCGAAAGCGCUGUACCAGCAGACUCGCUCCUCGAUACCAACGCACGGACGGUACCGUUACUCGUACGCCAGUACGCGCUUCGUUGCGUGCGGCUCCUAACUGAGCGCGAAACAGGGCUCCGCACCUGGUUGCAGUACACGCGCAAGUGGAGCAUCAUCAGGCCCAGUGAGAGCGUCCCGCUUUUGGCAAUAAUCGUCAAGCACUUGACUUGCACGCAGAUGAGUGAGCGUCCCGCCUAUUAUGCGCUUGCGAUCCAAGCGGGAGAGGUGCUCACGACCCUGUGCCGCUACGGCUCCGUUCGUGGCGACCUCCUCCAGACGCCAGGCCUAGUACACGGGCUCGUGGGUCAGUUAGCAGCCCAGUCACUGGACCUGCUGGCGCAAAAUCCUCAACAGGCAGCCGCUGUACCAGCCGUCGGUGCUGAGCGCACCCCAGCCGCAACGCACGCGCUUCCCAGGAACCAAAGCUGGGUCCAGGAUAGAGUGUACCAACCCGAAGCCUUCCAACAGCAGUUGAUGCUGGUCUGCCUCCAGGCCCUUACGGACCUCGCAGCACUGCCGCAGGCGUCACCAGCGAUUCUCAGUGCGUUGGAACACUACGGUGGCCUUCGGUUCCUGCUCGACUCGUGUCAAGUGCUGGGGUUGCACCCAGCGAUUCGUUCCAGCGUCCGAAACCUGUUGCUUGCGCUGCGAUCCCUGCUCACGGAAAGCAACACGACACGAAGCCCUGACGUCUUUGAUAUAGAGAGCGUUAUCCAGGACAUUUCUCGAACGGCGACUUUCUUGUGCGGUUUCAGUAGUCGUACGCGUCUCGCGCUGGAGCUCUUCGCCGUCCAACAGCGACUCAGCAAGGCGAGUCUAAGCCGCUCUGUAUCCAGCAGUGCCUUGUUGCUGCAGCGACGCACUUGA
Cyanidioschyzon merolae strain 10D is the source of this 2952-nucleotide messenger RNA. RefSeq lists its product as hypothetical. The coding region runs from base 1 to 2952 and encodes 983 amino acids. The transcript has a single exon. Lineage: Eukaryota; Rhodophyta; Bangiophyceae; Cyanidiales; Cyanidiaceae. The record is from RefSeq and is a predicted model, not a curated record.